This is a messenger RNA of Malaya genurostris, 2180 nucleotides long. Its product is annotated as BSD domain-containing protein 1-like. The record is from RefSeq and is a predicted model, not a curated record. Lineage: Eukaryota; Metazoa; Arthropoda; Insecta; Diptera; Culicidae. The transcript has 4 exons. Gene Ontology annotation, cellular component: cytoplasm. Bases 333 to 1583 code for a protein of 416 amino acids.
UUUCCUCCCGCCCCGUAUGGAUGAACCUUCUAGUAGACAAAAGUAGCAGAAAAUAAUCCAGUUCUGACUGUUGUGUUCGUGUAUGCGUAGGUAUUUACGUUCGAGUUAGCUAAGAUUUGUGGGGAGCUGGAAAAAUAAAUAGAAAUAGUGUUCAAUAAUUAAUGCAGCUAGCUUUUACAUUCGAUGGGAAAUGCUUUAAAAAUGCUCAUCUGAAUCAACUUUUAAAAGUAACUGUUUUCAAUCGAAAACCAAAAUAGUUUAUAAUCGUGAAAAAAUCUUCGCCUGUACUGCAUACAGUUUAAUCUAUUGUUGCGUACUAAAAGUGUGUCGAUAUGGCAGACAAAAGUUCGACUGGUGACAAAAGUCCAGAAAUGGAAGCUACCAGUCCGACCGGAAGUGCUUCAGGUUCCGGUAGCUGGUGGGGAUCCUGGCUAGACUCAGCCAAGUCUCGGUCGGCUUCGGUUCUGGAAGCAGUCAAGAAUGAUCUUACCGAACUAACCACGGUUGUGAAGACGGAGGCAACCAGCGCCACAGAAGCACUUGGUCGUUCGCUCAGUCUCAGUGAACCAGACUCCACAGUAGGGGCUAUGAAGAAAAGUUUCAGCUCUUUUCUUGGGCAGGUCACCGAGGCACUGGUACCAUCACUAGAGGAAGAAGAGGAGGGCGAAGAUGUAUUGAUUACUCAUGAAGGAGCCGACGGAUUGACUGGUUUCCACAGACAUUUAGCCGAGUUACAAUCACUAGAAACUACCUACUUAGAGGAACCGGCCGACGAGCUGAGCGAGAAAUACAAACGAUGGAUGGAGGUGGUUGAGCAAGAGCAAUUCACGGAACCAAGAUUAGCGCGUCAUUUGGCCAGUAGUAUGAUCUUGAAUGACCAAUACUGUAUGCUAGUACCGAGCAGAGUGGCGCACAUGGAUUUUUGGAAGAGAUACCUGUUUAAAAAAGCACUACUGGAGGACGCCAUCGCAAAUGCAGACUUGGCUGAUCGGAAGGCCAAAGCGGCAGUAGCUUCCACAGAAACAGUUGCUCCAUCAAAAGUUAUCGUGCAAACAGAUCAACCAAAACGGACAAUCGAAGAAGAUAUUAUUCCAGAUGACAUCGCCUGGGCAGAAGUACCGGAGUUCGAUGCUUCCAAUAUAGAACUGUCCGAGGAAGAACAGGCUCGUCUGUUGGAAGAGUACGAGCAGGAAAUUAAAGAACGCGAAAAAGCGGUCGUUUCGGGGCAUAUGGAACCGGUCGAUGAAGCUUUGCUCGUUCAAUCAGACAUCGAAAAGACUCCGCAGAAGAAAGUGAUCACGGUUACCAGUAAAGUUGCUGGCGGUUCAACUGCAACGAAGAAAGUGUCGUCACAACCACAAAGUGCUAAUAGUAGAAACAUCAACCAAAAAAAUCAGCAGCCACAAAAGGCUGCCAAUGCAAAAAACCCCAGCAGGGUUGGAAAUAAACAGAAAACUCAAAUCAAGCCACAGAAGCAAGAACAACAGAAAGAACUGAAGAUGGAGAAGGAUCAUUUUACAAAAGAUGAUGUUUCAUCAUCCAAUUCCGACGAAAGCUGGGAAAAAGAGUUUGACUUAGAAUGAGCUACAUUUUCCUCCUUUGUUCCAAAUGACAGUUCGCGAUAAAUGAUGAUGAUUAUUCCUCGAAACAGUUAUUUUAAAAUGUACAUUAUUAAUUGAACUAUAGUUCAUUGGAAAGCAUUUUAGAUCAGAAUCGAUCUACUUCGAUGGAGGCUGGUCAUUGAAAUCGUGUAUGGCAUAAACCGGAUUGGAUUUGGAUUUGGAAUCUGUAGGGCUUAGUGAACACAUGUUUCUACAAAUAAGUUUUUGUAAAUUUUAAAUCAAGCAUGAUUGUCUUAAAUCCAAUUUAAGAUGUUGAAUAUUAAUAGACAAAAGUGUAAUAAAAUAUUCAUGUUUAUUUUUAUUUGAUGCAUACUGUAUUCAUAUAUUAUUCCUUAUAGCAUGGAAGUGAAGAAUACUGAUCCAGUAACCAAAUGGUUUUCUAAUCAUAUGUGUUACGUAGAAUGUUUUCUAGUAUAAAGAUAAUCUUUUUGUUUGCAUAGAUAAUGACUACAACAUUUGGUACAUUUAGAUGGCGUAGGUGCAGAACGUUAUCACUGUCGCUUUUCGUUGUAAGCAGAAAUAGAUUGUAUUAUUUUAAUACUAACCAAAAACUAAAAA